AUGGCUGCUGUGCGCAAGAUGGCCCAGGCGGCCUUUAGCACGACUUUGCGUGGUGCGGGCGCGCGUCGAACGCUGCUUCCAGCGCGGGGAGCCCGUCGCUUUGCCAGCACCGAGGGUGAUGCGAGCCAAAGCAGCAGUGAGGCCAGCUCCAUGGGCGGCUGGGUCAUGGCUGCCAUGGGCAUUGCAGGCGUCGGUGGCCCGACCACGCUGGAAGAAGCGCAGCGACCCAUGAACUUGAACGAGGUGCAAAACUACGUCACUCGAGCUACCAAACGCGCACGUCAGCUUUAUCAGGACUUUACUGACCCGGAGCCUGAGCUUCUUCUGCCAGAGCCACUGCCCCCACAAUACCGCCCUACAGAUUACACCAUUGUCCUUGAUUUGGAGGAUACCCUGCUACAUUCUGAGUGGACGUUUGAGCAUGGCUGGCGCACGAAGAAGCGCCCCUUUCUGGCCAACUUCCUGGAAUCGUGUGUCAUGGAGCUGGGCCUCGAGCUGGUUGUCUUUUCCGAGAGCCAGGUGGCGGAAGCCAUGUUGCUGAUCGACAAGAUGGACCCCAAGCAAUGUAUUCAGUACCGCCUCUACAAGCCGCACAUGCGUUACGUCGAUGGCGAGCCCGUGAAGGACUUGGACUGGCUGAAUCGUGACCUCUCCAAGGUGAUUGUGAUUGACGACAAGCCCGAGCAAGUGCGCAAACACAAGGAUAAUGUUCUCCGGGUCCGCCCGUUCAAGGGCACGCCGGAGCAGGCCAACGAUCGCGAGCUGCUGGAUGUUCUGACGUUCUUGGCCAACAUUGUGCAGAGCAGAGUGCCGGAUGUGCGCGACGUGCUCAGGUCGUACGAAGGCGAGGAGAGCGUGGCAGAGGCCUUCCAGGAGCGUCAGCGCCUCCUGUUGCAGCAGCAGCUCCAACAUCAGCAAGCGGUGAACGAACAAAACGCCAAUCAACCUCGUCGCAAGCGCUUCUUCGGCCUCUUGGGUUGA
Molecule: messenger RNA, 981 nt
Organism: Monosiga brevicollis MX1
Lineage: Eukaryota; Choanoflagellata; Craspedida; Salpingoecidae
Exons: 9
Coding region: 1-981 (326 amino acids)
Molecular function (GO): phosphoprotein phosphatase activity
Source: RefSeq, a predicted model, not a curated record